ACCACCAAUUGCAAAGCAAAUUUACAAUUAGAACCAAAAGCUACUAAUGCUAUGAUUUCGUUGGGUCAACCACUUUCCCGUGAAGACAAGCUCUUCUUCUCUUCUCCUCUCCUUGCACAGUGAGACUUCCUGUGUCGCAACAGGCUUGCUACCUCACCUGAAAUUAUUAAAGCUUCAUGGACGAUGGUCGUGAAAAGAUAAAGAUUAUCCAGGAUCACUUUCAGGCUUCAACUCCCAGUUUAGACUCUCCUCAAACUGAAACUUCCUCAAGUUCGCAGCCAAGGGUCGGCCAUUCUUUGAGGUCCCAUAGCCCUGUGUUAUCCCGAAGAAAAUUAAGAAGAGCGGUGCAUAUGUUGAACUUAUUUAGUCUACGGGGGCUGCCAUGGAGUUCUGGUGGUGAUGGUCAGGAAAAGGUUGAACUAAAUGCUACAGAAUUAGAGUCACUUCGAUCUGAAAUUGCUGACUUGGAAGAGAAGGAAGCUCACUUGAAAGCUCAGUUGGAACAUGUUGAUGAAAUUUUGCGGUCUGCUCGCCUGUGUGGCUAUUUAUAUAUUCGAAUGAGAUGGGCAGCUCUUCCUGGAGAACCUCCUCCAAUUGAUGAUGCUGAAGUUGAUGAUUGGGUUCCUCGUUUUGUUGUCCUUCAUGGAUCAUGUAUCUUCUUCUUCUUCAUGUCUACAGAUUUAAGUCCACAGGAUUCCACCCUUCUGUCUGAUAUAACGGAAGUAGGUCCUCUGCCAAAUUUGACACGAGAAGACGAGGAGACUCGAUAUUGCUUUUAUAUUUUAACUCAUCAGGGACUUCGAUAUGAGUGCUCAAGUAUUUCUCAAAUACAGGUGGACUCUUGGUUGUUGGCUUUACAAUCAGAAUGCAAGUCUGGUUCUGAUAAGAAAGUAGUUCCCAAUGGCUCAAAUUAAGUGUAGAUAGAGCUGAAUUCUGUCCUGCCUUACCGUCGGGUUGGAUGAAAACAAUAGCACUAACCAAUUCUUCCUGUACAUAGAGUAGCAUUCUAAUAGGUGAUUUCAGACAGAAUGUAACAUACUCUCUUUAGCCUUCCAUUGAGUUGUCUGAAGGAUAUGUGUUUCUGCAAUUUCUCCAUUGAAGAUGUUCUGCCCUUCCAACUCUCCUCUUUCGCGCAGAAUCGGUAGCAUUUUUGUGCUGUUGUGAUUUCAGUGAAAGAUUAUGAUAACAGUAAGGGAUCCAUCUUAGAAUCUCUUAUCAAAUAUUUCUGCA
Tripterygium wilfordii is the source of this 1230-nucleotide messenger RNA. RefSeq lists its product as uncharacterized. The transcript has 8 exons. The coding region runs from base 177 to 914 and encodes 245 amino acids. Lineage: Eukaryota; Viridiplantae; Streptophyta; Magnoliopsida; Celastrales; Celastraceae. The record is from RefSeq and is a predicted model, not a curated record.